Molecule: messenger RNA, 3775 nt
Organism: Meleagris gallopavo (turkey)
Lineage: Eukaryota; Metazoa; Chordata; Aves; Galliformes; Phasianidae
Source: RefSeq, a predicted model, not a curated record
AUGGUCAUUACUCAGCCUGAGAGCAUUGAUGAAAUUGCUUUCUGUCAUGCUUUUUCUUUUCUUCCUAUAACAGAACCCAAAGGAAGUAACAGAGAUGGAGUUAGCCCAGCCAUUAAUAAGAGUGGCUCUCAGCAGCCCCUGGGAGGCUUAUUUGCUGGCGGCUUUCCCGUUCUCAGACCAGCAGGCCAGAGAGACAUGCCAGGAGGGAAGCCUGGGCAGCUUCCUGGAGUCCGGGCAGCGGCUCCCAAGGCCGCAGCCCAACCGAACAGCACUGCAAAGGCAGGCAGUAGCCCCUCAAACCCACCCGACAGCCCCUGGCCAGCUGUCCCACCAGAGCCUCCCAGCACCUCCCGGGCUGGCACCGCACGGCCCAGCCUGCCUGCACCUCCUCCACCGCCUCCAGCUGCCAGCAAACCUUCCCUCACCUUCCCUCCUCCUCCACCUCUUCCUCCUCCGGCAGAAAGGCCUACCAUGGGGGGAUCCCCCAACUCUGUUCCUCUGCCCCCGCUCCCUCCACAGGCCGACAAGCCCACAAAGUUACCAAUAGGUGCUUCGCACCUGCCUCCUCCUCCUCCUCCCUUACCCCCCUGUGGAUUUCCAGCCAGGACGACCGAUUUCUCCACUGCUGCUUCCUCUCCAUCAGAAGCAAGGGAUUAUCCACCUCCCACACCACCGCCGCCAGCUCCUCCUCCACUCCCCGCAUUUCCCCCAGCCUCGAACAGGCUCUCCUUCCCACCCUCCCCAGCCAUCAGCAGUGCUGUGAGUGGUGGUGACGUGCCCCCACCACUGCCCCCCAAGUCUCCCCACUUGCUGUCGCAUCUGCAUAAACCCAGUAAUAUUCAGUCGCUCCCUCUCCCUCCCACCCCACCCCUUCCUCAGCCAGCAGCAGUGGUGGAGACCAGGAAGAAGAGACCAGGCCGAGGCCCAGGAGCUGGUGCUGGGAAGCUUGCUAUUCCUCCACAGCCACCAGCCAGGUCACCAACGACUGAACUCACAAGCAAAUCUGGAGUCUCAGCCUGGGCAACAGUUCAUGACCCCUAUCCACCACUCAAAAAUGGAAAUAUGAAUAUUAUUGAUGACUUUGAAUCUAAAUUUACUUUCCAUUCUGUGGAGGAUUUCCCCCCACCUGAUGAAUUCAAGCCAUUUCAGAAAAUAUAUCCCAGCAAGAUAGCUAGAGAUCCCUCUAAAAAUCCACCAUUAAGAACACACGUGAGAUGAGAAGAAUCACCUGAUGCUUUCUGGACUGGUAUUAAAAAAUGGAGAACAUCAAGAUAAUACACGAAACUGAAGGGUCCCCAUUACAGCGAUAGAAAUUACAUUUGGAUCACAAGUGCUGCAAUGCUAAUAUUUUUAUAAGCUGGAAGAGAGAUGUAAAUGAUACUUUCGGAAGUACUUUGUGGCAUACACACCACAAAAGUGUUAGCAUAGGCUUUUAAAUAUUGUAUAUAUGUGGAUAUUUUUUAAAUGAAGAAGCAUAAAAUUUAAAAUCUUUGUAGAGUUCAAACAAUUCUUAUCAAGCUGAUAUGUUACCUCAAAGAACACUUUUUGCAUGAUGUGCCUGUAGUUCAUUUUUCCUCUUCCAUCUUCAUUUUUAAAUAUUUUAGUAAUCCUUCAGUUAUUAAUCAGACACUUUUUCCAUGAGCUAUCAGAAGCUAACAUGACAUGUUUAGUCUUUUUGUAUGCUUUUUCACUUCUUACAUUCUACUUGUGUUCAGAUUGCAACAGAAUGGCACUUUCAAGAACAGAAAGGUCCAUAAUAAUCCUCAUCAAGCAUGAAGAGAAAGGAGAUCGGGGGAGAAGCCAUUUAUCUCUUCUAGCAGUCUUCUAUCUUUUAUCAGGAGUAGUCAACAUGGAUUCACCGAGGGGAAAUCAAGCUUGACAAACCUGGUAGCCUUCUAUGAUGUUAUGGCUGAGUGGGUAUAUGAGGGGAGAGCAGUGGAUAUUGUCUCCCUUGACUUCAGCAAGGCUUUUGACUCUGCCUCACAUAGCAUUCCCAGAGUUAAGCUUAGGAAGUGUGGGAUAGAAGAUUGGACACUGAGGUAAACUGAGAACCAGCAGACUGGCUGGUCAGAGAGUUGUUAUCAGCAGCACAGAGUCUAGUUGGAGGCCUUUAACUGGUGGUGUUCCCCAGGUCUUGUCCAACAUCUUCAUUAAUGAGCUGGAUGAAGGGAUAGAGUGCACCCUCAGAAAGGUUACUAAUGAUGUGACACUGGGAGGAAUGACUGACACACCAGAAGGCUGUGCUGCCAUUCAGUGAUACCUGAAGAGGCUGGAGUUGGGCAGAGGGGAAUCUGAUGAGGUUCAACAAGGGAAAGUGAAGAGUCCUACACCUGAGGAGAAAUAACCGCACGCAUCAGUACAGGUUAGAGGCUAAGCUGCUGGAAAGGAGCUCUACAGAGAAAGACCUACCUUUUCUGGUAGACAACAGGUUGGCCAUGUGCCAUAGUGUGCCGUGUGGCCCAGGUGGUCAGUGGUAUCCUGGGAUAUAUUAAAAAGAGUGUGGCCAACAGGCUGAGAGAGGUUCUUCUCCCCCUCUACUCUGCCCAGGUGAAGCCACAUCUGGAGUACUGUGUCCAGUUCCAGGCUCCUCAGUUCAAGAAAGACAGGGAACUUCUGGGAGAGAGUCCAGGGGAGGACUGCAAAGAUGAUGAGAGGCUUAGAGUAUCUCCCUUGUUAGAAAAGUCAGAGAGCUGGGACUAUUCACAGCCUAGAGAAAGAAGACUGAGAGGGGAUCUUAUCAAUGCUUAUAAAUAUCUAAAAAGCAGGUGUCAAGAGGAUGGGGUCAGGCUCUUUUUGCUGAUGUCCAGUGAUGGGACAAGGGGCAGCAAGCACACAGUAGAAUAAAGGAAUUUCCAUGUGAAUAUGAGAAAGAACUACUUCUGGGGUGACAGUAGUAGAACAGGCUUCCCAGAGAGGUCAUAGUCUCCUGCUAUUCCCAUUUAACGGCCAUGUUAUUUACGGUUAUUUUAUUAUUUAUUUCCAGAAAUACCACAUUUUACACCUGCAGCUGUUAAAAAAUAUUAUAAAUGGUAGGUGGAGAUUCUUCCCCAUGGCCAUUCCUUUGGAAGAUGGUAUUUAGAAGAGACAGGUAACUACACCCUUAGAUAUCUCUGCUCUUGUUGGUUCUUGUAACAGCUCAGUUAUGCUAUGACUCCUAUUCAUAGAAUCAUAGAAUCACAAGGUUGGAAAGGACUUACAAGAUCAUCUAGUCCAACUGUCCUCCUCUCACCAUUACUACUCAAAGCUACUAAACAACAUCUCGCAGCACCUCAUCCAUCCAUACAUGCAUGCUUACCGUGUGCAGGUGCUGUAAGGGUAAGAAGCAUUUAAACAUCUUGCCUGUGGGACUCCAAAGAAGCAUCAUUAGUCUUACGAUACCUUGUUCUUCAUGUCAAAAGAAAAAGAAUCAGCAAUGCUUUGACCAAUGCUUUCUGUUACCAGUAUUACAGUUACUAAUAAGUAUGCAUGAAUGUAGUAAUAAGCAGGGGUCAGCACUGCUUCUCAAACAACUGGAAAAGAAGUUUAAUACUGUAUUAAAGAAUAUUUUGCUCUAUUAUUAUUAUUAAAGGUUGAUGUACUGCUGAUUUUCACGUUUUGGAACUUGUGUACAACUCUGCAAUAAGUAUCUUCAUAAAUAUUUGAAAGCUAUAUAUAGCUCAGACCACAUGCCAGAAAAUAUCUAAUGGAAGACCAAUGUUAUUCCUGUUUUUAUUAAGAUUAGCAGUGUUUUCAAAAGAAACAUCUUAUAGAAAUUAAACUAAAAAGCCUGCACAUA